Aphanomyces invadans is the source of this 3189-nucleotide messenger RNA. RefSeq lists its product as hypothetical. NCBI's taxonomy places the organism in Eukaryota, Oomycota, Saprolegniomycetes, Saprolegniales, Verrucalvaceae. Gene Ontology annotation, biological process: lipid metabolic process. Bases 1 to 3189 code for a protein of 1062 amino acids. The transcript has 4 exons. Gene Ontology annotation, molecular function: phosphoric diester hydrolase activity. The record is from RefSeq and is a predicted model, not a curated record.
AUGAUGGACGAGACGGUCGCGCUUGCAACUGCUGGCAUCAACUACCUUGCCAGCAACCUGCACAACCCAUCGAUUGCAAGCGACUUUCAAGCAUUGCAUGCACAACGCGAGGUGUCCCAAGCAAAAUUACAGGCACGCGCUCGUUUCAUCCAAACCAAGUGGUUCAAUGCACGGUUUCGGACUUUGUCUGUACUGCCAAAGCUCGAACUACCCCCCUUCUCGUUGCGCGACUCCGUCGCAGCGCAACUCCCUUCAACCCCUCGAGACAUGGAGCUGCUCGAAAAGGAGGUCGCAGCGUACAGCGCCCACCUGGAGAUUCGCGUGAGUCAAAGUCGGGAAAACCAGCGCCGCAUUGCUGCCGAAUCCUUGCAGCAACAGCAAGCUGAUGUUGCACGGCGCAAACGUCAAUUGCACCUAAAGCAAACACGAUUCGAGCAGGUACAGCAUCGAUGGGCAUACUUUUCGCAACAACUUGCUCGUCGACAACGCCAGCGCCGCAUGUCGGACGUGAAAGCUGCCCACAUCCAGCAGGAGUAUGCAUGCGAAGAACCAGAUUAUUUUCCCUCAGCAUUCGCUCCUCAUCCCAAGCCGCACAAUCUCCACUUGCCGAGAGAAUUAAUCGACGACUAUGUGUCGAGCAUCAUUGACCACGCCAUUUCCCGCGCAACAUGGAUGCUGGAAAUGCAAGCUCUCCCUCGCCGGCCCGUCUUCAGCGCCCUGAAGCGCCCGCCAUCAUCAGAUCAUCGCCAUGACCACCACAUUGUCUUACACGUCGCAAUGUUGCUAUGUCCGAAUCCAUUUGGAUCGCACUUUGGCCUGAUGUACCAGCGCUAUUUUGCCAAGCACGCAGUGGACGCCAACGUUGUGUUUGAGUGGACCAUCUUCGACGUUGCGAGCCUCGAUUUCCCCACCCAAGCCAUGCAACGGUGUUUUGACGGAUUCUUCGUCUGCGGGGCGCCGGACGUGUCUCAUGCCGUCGCCGACCACAUAGCCCACAGGUCGGCCCCGUGGUACACUGCCCUCGUCGACUUUGUUCGAGCGUUGGUGGCGCAAGAUCGACCGGUAGGAGCACUCGGACGGGGCCACGUCGUUUUGGCCGAAGCGUUGGGUGGUCGCAUCGUACGACGUUCGACGUGGCAGCGUGCCAACAACGUUCUCGAAGAAAAGGUGACCACUGGCUUCAAGCAAGUGCUCACGAGGGUGCGCAGUCUCCACACAUUGCACGGCGAGUACGUUGCUUCAUUGUCGCACCCGACAAUCCGCGCGGUGUCCAGCUUACCGAUCCCUGGUUCCAUGUACCCGUUCGUAUCAUGCAUGAAAACCAAACACGUCUUGUCGUACGACGGGUACCCCGAAUGCAACAGCCUCGUGUUCGACCUCUUGUCUCGUGUAUUUGAUCCCGACCAUGGCACGUCGUUGAAUCUCUUCAAGAAGACACCGAGCGGUAGCGCUGGAUCGAUCGCAUUGAAAUGGGUGAGUGCCGGGCCGAUGGUCGCCCACCAGUUUAUCCAAUUGUAUAUCCCUGGCGCCGUAGCCCGCUCGAAAGCUAGCCACGAAGGCGGCCUGCGCUCUGUCAUCCACAACGUCCGCAAUGUCGCCGUGGCUAUUUAUGCCAUGAAGUCUCCCGUCCCACACGUCGAUUUCAUCUCCGACACGGAAGAAUACAUUUCGUUUGCCAUCAACGAACACGUCGAGUCGAUCGUGCUCGGCAUCAACUUGUCCAGAGACGAUCACCCGAUUGUGUUUCCUCGGUCGUGCCUGAACGACAUGACGGACGUGGUCGAAGUGUUUCCGUCGCUGUUUUACUCGCCCACGCGAAAAAAACACCGCCUUCCCAACCAACACCACGAAAUUGCUCAAGUGCACAUUCCACGACUCACGCUGCACGAACUCAAGUCGCUCACGAUCUUACAUGCUUAUCAAAGCCGCCACGUGGUCAAGUCGCCACGCCUUAUCCCUGGCAGCUCGUCCAGCAGCCACAACCGACUACUGACUCUGUACACUGCGCUGAAACGCAUCGCGGAAAUAUUCGAGCGCCAACGGCAAGUCCUUCAUCCGUCGAAUUAUAGCUCGGCAAAAGCAGGCGCAGUUGUUCCUCCGCUCCACGUGACCUUCACUUUUCCAGACGAAGACUCCCCGACCUUUGUGAACUACUCGCCUUUGGACAUUCAGAGGUGGUGGCGAGUGCUGAAUGGCGCGAUUGCAGCGCUCAACCACCCGACUUUGCUCACAAAGCUUACAAUCGUAUCACGGGACGCAACGUUGCUCCAAAUUCUGCGCAAGAUGCAGCCUGCAUGGGACUACGUGUUCGUCCUGCCAGUCGUGACAACUUUCCAAAACGCCAUGGACGUUCGUCGCCAUGCCAAAAUCUUUGCCCGGUUUGCUGACGGCAUUCUGCUUCAAAAAAAUCACGAGUUUAUUGCGUGUCCGUCGCCAAUUGCCCACCGCAUGGGCCCCAUCGAUCUCGUGUCGGUGGUCGACUUGUAUCACGAUGUCGGUUUGCGCGUAUUCGUGAAUGCCAACAGCUCCGAAAACGUCACAACAACCAUCCUUGGUGCGACCAGCGGCCCUGUCCGCGAGCAGCUUGCUUUCGUACUCCUUGGCGUUGACGGGAUCUUCACAUCCAACCCCCAUCCAGUUCAAGACGCGAGGAAGCUCUUUGCCGAGAACCACUCAGUCGUGGACGAGGUUCGUGAGGCCAUUCAUGCACAUUGCCUUGCCGCGACGGAAAAAAUGGAAUUGAACCGUUCGGCCGAAUGCGAGCACCUCACAAAUGAUGACGGGUACAGGUUAUACGCCCACCACUAUUACAACCUUCCGCUGGAAUCCCACGAAUUCGACCACUGGCAAGAACGACGCGCUCCGCAUUCAACAUCGCAGCACACCUCGUUUCUCGUGUCCCUUGAUGCUGUAUUGGAUCACAUCGACCGCCUUCAUGCCGUCGACGUUGCAGCCGAAGCUUGCCGGCAGCAACUCAACGUCACCGCAGCGCCUCCAUUACAACCAGAUAACCUGCGGCGGGACUUGUCCGUGGCUGUCAAAACGCCCACUCUGGAUCAAGCAAACGCAACCGCAGCGUCGGGCUUGCAUUUCGGAGUCGUCACUUCGUACUCGAUGACAACGAUGAGUCCAAGUGGAAAGCGCUCGCAGUCCAACAAAUCCCAGCGCGUCCACCGAAGCCGACAAUAA